Messenger RNA from Neurospora hispaniola, 539 nucleotides. RefSeq lists its product as uncharacterized. The record is from RefSeq and is a predicted model, not a curated record. Lineage: Eukaryota; Fungi; Ascomycota; Sordariomycetes; Sordariales; Sordariaceae. Bases 214 to 501 code for a protein of 95 amino acids. The transcript has a single exon.
GCCAAUACUCUUGGGUGCCAUGGAGGAGAUAUUUUCAUCAAUUGUAGAAAUAUUUCAAAGCUUCAAACAGGAUUGGGGGAGGCUCAGCCCGAGGGUACCUACCUCUAGUGUACAUGGAAAACCCCAAUCUGAAACCCAUUCCCUAGAGGUAAUUUGAUCGCACGUUUCUAGCGGACCCAAGUGGCACAAGCAUACAAGCCAGUAUUCUUGGAGAUGCCCGCCCCCUUUCCUGCUGUUCAAGUUGCCUAUGGCCAUUUCUUUGCUCUUUUGGGUGCCUUGAAAUCAAUUUUCAAGAUACCUCUCUACGUCGUCAAUUCGAGCUUUCAAGAGGCUACCGCUGUAGAGGUACCUAGCCAAGUUCAGCUACCCACAAUAUAUGACAACCUCACCCCUCAUGCAGAUCAUACGCAAAGCGUCAGUCCUAACAACAUGAAAUCGUACCUAUGCGAGAUAGGAGAAGUAUUCCAAAAGGGCCUUGUAGAGCUACCUAGAGGUAGGUAAGUCGGACCAGGACGUACCGUAAAGACUUGAGAACCUUG